Messenger RNA from Aspergillus niger, 1911 nucleotides. RefSeq lists its product as uncharacterized. The record is from RefSeq and is a predicted model, not a curated record. The transcript is spliced from 2 exons. NCBI's taxonomy places the organism in Eukaryota, Fungi, Ascomycota, Eurotiomycetes, Eurotiales, Aspergillaceae. Bases 1 to 1911 code for a protein of 636 amino acids.
AUGGUGCGCGCUACCCAACUGGCUGUGGCGGCCCUGGGGCUGCUUGGUGCAGCGGCCGCUCAACUGGUGUCAACAGGCAUGUCUGUCACGCUCGACCAGAUCGAUUACUUCGUCUCUCCAUACCCAGCGGGAAAUGUGACGGUGUCCGCGGCCUCCCUGACAGAUAUCCCCAGUGUCAACGGCUUCUAUCCCGUGACUGUUGUUCAAGAGGAGACGGCUGGGGUAUCAUCACUGUCAUCUCUUUUCUCUACGUGGACGGAUGUGGAUGAUGUGUUUACGCCCGCCUUCCUGGGUGCGGUCUUGGUCCGUGGCUACAAACCCGACAAUGUCACUGCAACCUUUUUCAACAGUUCGCGCUCCAGCGUUCUCAGCCCGUUAGAGUCCAGGGUUGUUCCGUCAGGCCCAUACUUCCUCGAACAGGCCACUGGAAAUCUCUAUCCGGUCUACCGGCUCUACAGCGACUAUGCAGGCGCCUUCACACAGCCACUACUACAAAAGCCAGAUGGCACAUUCCAGCCGUUGUCGGCACAAGUGGCCGGUUUGGUCUCAUCCACUAUCGGUGUGCCCUCUCGCAUCUACUAUACCCCAAGCGAUGAGAAACCGCUGGCCGGUGCUCGUGUUGGCGUUAAGGACAUUUACAGUCUCGCUGGCGUGCGGCAGAGCAAUGGAAACCGGGCAUGGUACAAUCUUUACGGAGAGAACAAUGUCACUGGCACUGCCGUAUCGCGCCUGAUUGAUGCAGGCGCCAUCAUUGUCGGACUGCAGAAGCCCUCACAGUUUGCGAACGGAGAAACGGCUACAGCUGACUGGGUCGACCUUCACUCGCCCUUCAACCCACGUGGAGAUGGCUACCAGGACCCUUCUUCCUCCUCGUCAGGCGCGGGGGCUUCCAUCGGCUCUUACGAAUGGCUGGACCUGGCUCUGGGUAGUGACACCGGCGGCUCUAUCCGCAAUCCCGCAGAAGUCCAGGGAGUCUACGGUUCCCGUCCAUCCCACGGUCUCGUUGAACUUGACCAUGUCAUGUCCAUGUCGCCUGUGUUGGACACUGCGGGAGUGCUGACAAGGGAUCCUUAUCUUUGGGACCGGGCCAACCAAGCCUUGUAUAGCACCAACUACACCUCGUUCCAUGGCAAAUCAGUCCGCUACCCCAGCAAGCUGUACACCAUCGACUUCCCAACAACCAAUGACUCUGCGGCAGACGCUCUGCUGGCUGGAUUUCAAAAGCGCCUGGCCGCGUUCUUGAAUACGACAACCACCCCGCUGGAUCUAUCUGACGACUGGUCGUCGCAUCCGCCAUCCAGCGCUCCCGCCAAUGUCUCGCUUGAGACUUUGCUUAACCUGACCUACCCAAUGCUGAUCACCAAGCAGCAGAUCCCUCUAGUUAGGGAUCCUUUCUACGCCGACUAUGCUGCUAAACACGACGGCCGAGUCCCCUUCGUCGACCCCGUUCCUCUCUCCCGGUGGAACUGGUCCAUGGCGUACCCUGACUCUGCACUGGAUGAAGCCAUCCACAACAAGACGCUCUUCAUGGACUGGAUCGCGGAGAAUUAUCUCACUCCGAUCUCCGAUCCUGAGCAGUGCUCCUCGUCACUUAUUGUCUACGUGGGCACCGAUGGCUCCCAGAGAGCGCGUAAUGUCUAUCGUUCGCUCCCCGGCGCACCCUCGGGCUACAGCAAAUUCCUCAUCUCCAAUAUGGCGAGUGUGCCGGACUUUGUCAUUCCUGUGGGAGAGAUUGAGGCCUACAGCACCAUCACGCAGCACCAGGAGAAGUUUCCUGUCGCCAUUGAUGUUUUGGCUGCUAAGGGGUGUGACGGAUUGCUAGUCAGGCUGGCUCAGGAUUUAUUCGAGGCUGGCAUUAUUAAUGCACCGUUGGCGGGUGGGACGCUGACUGGUGGGCCAGUCUUAUCUUGA